Penicillium nucicola is the source of this 1161-nucleotide messenger RNA. Its product is annotated as glycoside hydrolase family 16 protein. The transcript is spliced from 3 exons. The record is from RefSeq and is a predicted model, not a curated record. Bases 1 to 1161 code for a protein of 386 amino acids. Lineage: Eukaryota; Fungi; Ascomycota; Eurotiomycetes; Eurotiales; Aspergillaceae. Gene Ontology annotation, biological process: glucan catabolic process. Gene Ontology annotation, molecular function: hydrolase activity, hydrolyzing O-glycosyl compounds.
AUGCUUGACCAUUAUGCCCAGAAUGACCAUGGGGCAUUCCAAACGGGAGGGCAAUUACCCCAAUCGGGAUUCUCAAGGGCUAGUCAACCGCCUGCCUAUGGAUCGUGGAGUGAAGAAGUCGGAAGCCAAUACUCAAGAUGGGAUCCUCGAGGAUGGUCUGUGAAAAACAAAAUCCUUCUUGCGGUCGGAAUCAUUGUGGUUAUUGUCGCUGUUAUCGUGGGAGCUGUUCUGGGAGUGCGAGCCAACCGAUAUCCCAACUACUCUUCAUUGGACUACAGCCUGGUAGAUACCUACUCGGGCUCAUCCUUUUUCGACAAUUUUGAAUAUUACACUGACGCAGAUCCAGCCAAUGGAUUUGUCCAAUACAUUGGUCGGGCUAACGCAGAGUGGCUCAAUCUCACAUACGCCACUGACACCUCUGCCAUUCUGCGAGUGGAUACGACUUAUAAUGGAUCAGAAGCUGCCAGUGGGCGCCAAUCUGUGAGGAUUACAUCUAAUAACACCUAUGCGGAUGGUCUUUUCGUCUUCGACAUCUUGCACACUCCGUAUGGAUGUGGCACAUGGCCUGCAUUAUGGCUUACAGACCCCGACAACUGGCCGGCGCAUGGAGAGAUCGAUGUCGUAGAAGCUGCCAACAAGGGUGUUUACGGGAACCAAGCAACUCUCCACACCUCUGAAGGGUGCUCAAUGGGUGUCAAGCGGAAAGAAUAUGGUUCCGUGCAAAACAAGAACUGUUACUAUGAGGCCAAUGAUUAUUCCGGCUGUGGAGUCAAAGGUACCCAAAGCACAUACGGCCCUGAGUUCAAUUCAAACGGAGGCGGAGUCUAUGCGAUGGAGCUUCGUGACGCCGGUAUUCGAGUCUGGCAAUGGGCUCGUUCCAGCAUCCCAUCUGAUGUGACAUCAGGCAGCCCCGACCCAUCAACCUGGGGGGAAGCCUUCGCAGACUUCCCCAAUACGGAUUGUGAUAUGGGAUCUCAUUUCAAGAACCAGAGUAUCAUCGCUAAUAUCGACCUUUGCGGUGAUUGGGCUGGUGCGACCACGUACUAUACUGAUCAAAGCAGUUGUUCCGGUACAUGUGAGACAUAUGUGCGAGACAAUGCUGAUCAGUUCAGUACAGCUUAUUGGGAGUUCAGCAGUUUCAAGGUUUAUCAAGCCAGUUGA